This is a messenger RNA of Macroventuria anomochaeta, 330 nucleotides long. RefSeq lists its product as uncharacterized. The record is from RefSeq and is a predicted model, not a curated record. The transcript has a single exon. NCBI's taxonomy places the organism in Eukaryota, Fungi, Ascomycota, Dothideomycetes, Pleosporales, Didymellaceae. Bases 1 to 330 code for a protein of 109 amino acids.
AUGUCAGUAGACGUAGCCGUUGGCGAUGCUGCGGAAGAAGUAGCAGAGCUCGACGAAGGAGCCACAGCUGCGCUCGAAGAGGAACGUGCUGCAGAGCUGGAUGGUGAAGCAGUAGCACUCGACGAUGGAGAGGCCGCAGGGCUUGACGAAGCAGCAGGGCCUGAAGACGAAGCGGGGCUAGAGGAAGCUGCAGCACUUGAAGACGGAAGAGCAGCAGAGCUCGAUGAUGGAGAUGCUGCGGAGCUGCUGGGCGCGGGCGCGGCAACUGAGCUUGAAGAAGGGGACGCUGCCGAACUUGAAGAUGUUGCAGGGCUGGAAGAUGAACUCUGA